Messenger RNA from Alternaria infectoria, 2286 nucleotides. RefSeq lists its product as uncharacterized. The transcript has 2 exons. NCBI's taxonomy places the organism in Eukaryota, Fungi, Ascomycota, Dothideomycetes, Pleosporales, Pleosporaceae. Bases 1 to 2286 code for a protein of 761 amino acids. The record is from RefSeq and is a predicted model, not a curated record.
AUGCUACGGAAAAAGGGCCGCGAGUUGCAGAGUAUGCUAAGGGGUCUGGGGGCUGAGGAGUGGAAUGAAGAAGCGGAAGCGCCAAAUGCAGGAGUAUCGAACGAAGAAGCGCCAGACGAAGAACCAUCCCAUACUGCUACCCAAGACGAAGAAAACGAAGACGAAGAAAACGAAGACGAAGAAAACGAAAACGAAGAAAACGAAGACGAAGAACCACCCUAUCCCGCCAGCCAAGAAAACGAAGACUCCAUCUCCCUCCCCUCAAACCCCUACCCCGAAGACGACUUCCUCCUCCCCCUAACCCGACAACCCGCACGAACCACACCACCCCCGCCCUUCCCCUCCCCUCCCAACCUAAUCAUCCACCCAAACUCCUCACCUGGACUAUCGAUUCCAUCACCCGGACUAUCGAUACCAUCGAACCCCUACCCCGAAGACGCACCGCCCUCACCAACCCCCUCCUUCUCCCAGCCCCCUCCACCACCACCACCACCACCACCUCGACCCACACAGUCCCCAUCCCCAUACUACCGCGCCGUAACACCGCCUACACCCCACUCUCGCUUCCCGAUCUAUCCUGUUGACAGGACGAUUUCGCCUAUUAGUCCGUUUAAUGCGAGUAGGCAUUUGAUUUCUGCGGAGGGGACGGCGUCGAGCCUGAGUUACCGGAUUGAGCAUCGACGAGAAGGAAAUGAUGGAUACAACAAUGAUGAUGAUGGUGUAGAAGGGGGGUAUACGUAUGCGCCUAAUCAUCCUUACCACGGUAUGAGUGCUCAAGAGACGAGCGAGUAUUGGCUUGGGCUUGAGGGGUAUCAUACAGAGAGUGAGCGGAAUUUGAGGAGGAGGGGUGAAGGGAGGGGGAGGAGACGGACGGUGUCUUCGCCUGUGCAGUAUGAUCAUGAGAGGGUGUUUGGGUCUGUGGGGGAGAGUUAUGAGGGCGGUAGUACAAGGGAACGGGAGGAUGAGGUCAGGCGGCGGUAUUUAGACGCCUUGACUGGUGAAGAGAGAAGGAUGGCGGAAGAAGAGGACGAAGAGGAGUUCGCCAUGAGGACUUCCUCUGGGGAAACCAAUGCGGGCAGGAAGAACAUGAUGAACCGGCUCCUAAGCACCUUUGCAUGUCGACCCGGAACCGUCACACCACUACAAACCACCACCCCCAAUCCAACCAACACAAACACACCCACUACCCUCGCCGUACCCCUUACCCCAAAGAAAUACACCCUAGCCUACCUCUCCCACAAAAUACACCGAACCCAAAAAAGACAAGAAGAAGCCAGACUCCGAGAACGCCUCAUGGCCCUCCGCCUAGCCGAACCAUCUGCGCCGCAAACCCAGCACAUCGAAAACAUCAACAUCAACAACCCCACAGAAAUCCCCGUUCUCAUACCCAAACCCAAAGCGAAGAGGAGGAAAGACAGCACACAGCCCAACCCACCUUCUCUUGUCCCAAACCUAGAAAGCCGGACGCAGAGUGUUAUUGGUCCGCCAGUUGGGCUUUCGCAGAUGAUUCAGAGGGCGCCGGGGAGUGUUAGGGUGGUGACGCCUUUGCCUGUUUCUGUAUAUUCGGAGACAGGGUCUUCAGGUGGAGAGAGGGGGGAAGAGGUUGAAGAGGAGGUACAGCAUGGACCAAGACAAGAGCACUCAGGCUCAAGUCUCUCGGAUCGGUUGCGGCAAACGCAACUUGAAGAUCUACCUCUGCAACAGGAUGCAGCGCAGGAGAUACGGGAUUUGAUGAUGGCGCUUGAACGGGAUCAACACCACCUUAUUGUCAAGACUGCGCCGCCUUCGCAUAGUGGCACAGCAUCCUAUGAUCCCAGCCCGAACGCACCAGCUAUCCAACGAGCAGAUGAACUACCCGCUGGAUUCUCGACCUCAUCACCCCAGGCCAGCCUCUCCCCCCACGAAAAUCUUGAACGACACUUCCGUACACAACGCCAAGUCAAUGAGCGUUUCCUCCAUCCCAUUCGUGCGAUAACUUCGCAGUCGAGUAGUCGGACGCUGCCGAGGAGCUAUCGGGUACCGGAGGGGCAUGGUGGAGGGAGAGGUGUGCUGCGGGUUACUAACGCGGUUGUGCAGGGAGAGGAAUUGGAGGGAAGUAACGAGAUUGGGGUUGGGGUUGAUGGUGGUGAGGAUGGUAAGGGUGGUAGUAGUGCGAAUAAUGUUGUUGAGAAUCAGCAAGAUGGGACUGAGGAGUUAGCGGCGGGUGGAGAAGAGCAGAAGGGUGAAUCUCUACUCCGAUAUAAUAGUGACGAGGAAGGUGGGAGAGAUGUGACAGAGGCUGGAUGA